Messenger RNA from Arabidopsis thaliana (thale cress), 1447 nucleotides. RefSeq lists its product as uncharacterized. The record is from RefSeq and is marked reviewed. The transcript has 8 exons. NCBI's taxonomy places the organism in Eukaryota, Viridiplantae, Streptophyta, Magnoliopsida, Brassicales, Brassicaceae. The coding region runs from base 788 to 1201 and encodes 137 amino acids.
CCGGUUUGCUUCUUCGUCUCUCUUGUUUUCCAUUUACUAAAAAGGUACUGAAGAAGAACUUUCCGAACUUUUGCCUGCGUUACUACUGUCUUCUCAAAAAAUCUAAGACUAUAGCAGCAUCUCCUCGUCGAUCUCGCAUUGGUCUUCUAGGUCUUACCCAUUUUUCCUUUCUUACAUUCAAUGCCGUUUCUCUGUUUGUUUCUCUUCUUUCUGUCUGAUUUUGUUGUCAGGGUUUUUGUUAUUAGGGUUUAUGCUAGUGUUUUUUAGAGCCUUUUUGACCCAUAAGUUCGCUAAUGCUUGAAAGUUCCCAAAUUUUUCCUAAGAGAACAAGAAAUAGUGAAAAAGUGAUGAUCUUGGUGGUUUUUCCUUUUUCACUUCCUUAUAUCGAGAAAGACUUUGUUUUUGGUUUGAUUGAAAUCUGUUUUGGUAACUUCUAGUUCCAUGUAAUGACAUUUAUGGUGAAUUUUGAUUUUGGAGUUUUGGUGUUAGGGGUUUUGUUACGGUUUUUGCAGAGCCUUUUUGACUCGUAAGAUCGCUAAUGCUUGAAAGCUUCUGACUUUUUUUCCUAAGAGACCAAUAAUCAAUGCAAAAGUGAUGCUCAUGGUGUUUUUUACUUCCUUAUAAUGAUUUUGUUUUUGGUUUGAUUGAAAUCUGCUCUGGCAACUUUUAGUUCCCUGUAAUUACAUUUAUAGUGAAUUUGUUCUUUGAUACUUUAUUUCCAUAUAUACAUUGUAGGCUAAGAGAAUCCCUAAAAUUUCUAUUUCAGGAGGUGGUCAAGAAGAAGAUCAUGAAGAAGGGAUUAUUUGGGAGAGCUUUUGCGAAUUCACCAAUAUUUGCUCUUGGAUACUUCACAAAUGAUGCUUUAACCCCUAAUUUAAAUAAAAAAAUAAAAAAAGCUCAUCAGGCGUUGGCUGAAGCAGAGUCCAUAAUAAAGACGUAUGAGGCUAAGCUGGCUGAGGUGGAAAAAAUGAAAAAGAUGGCGAAACAAAUGGUUCAGAGUUGUGAGGCUCUAAUGUUUAAGUUGGAAAAAAAGGAAAAGAUGUUGGACGAUCUAGGGAAGUUGUUUAGGGCGCCUCGAAUGGAUGUGUUGAAAGGAAAGGAAAAGAAGUUGGACUAUCUAGGGCAGUUGUAUAGUGCUCCUCGAAUGGAUUUGUUGAAAGAAAUUAAAAACGCCGAUGGACGAUAUGCAGGAAGAAACUAAAGUGGAGUUUCAUAGGAAGAAACUAUGUGAUUUGGUGCAGAGAAUGAAGACAGAAUAUGUACCCUUUAAAAACUAAGUAGCUGAAGGUUGUGAUGAUCUGACCUUGGUUUAGCCUUAACUUUGUUAGUAAUUUGAUAUAUAUAUUUAAAAUGUUAAUCCUUGAAUAUAUAUCAACUUAUGAGUGAAUCUAGUUUGUUUAGUUGUAAGUAAAAUCAUAUUUAACCUUAACUAUGUUUAGCAUGUGAA